Molecule: messenger RNA, 1807 nt
Organism: Fopius arisanus
Lineage: Eukaryota; Metazoa; Arthropoda; Insecta; Hymenoptera; Braconidae
Product: glucose-fructose oxidoreductase domain-containing protein 2
Exons: 4
Coding region: 206-1363 (385 amino acids)
Molecular function (GO): nucleotide binding
Source: RefSeq, a predicted model, not a curated record
GGAAUCACAGUUGCCUACAAAUAAAAAUCCGAAAUGAAAAUUCAAUAACUGGCAAUAACAAGUAAGAUUUUCCUUAGUGCAAGCGAUUUAUUGAUAAAAUAUUCAAGAAAACUUCAAAAAUGAAACACGGUGGCCUACUUAUUUUUGGGAUUAACAGACUGUCAAAAAUUUGAGACGUCAGGACCUGUGGAUAUAAAUCCUAAAAAUGCUGCCAGGAAUUGGAUUAUUCGGCACGGGAAGUGUAGUUCGCGUAAUAGUUCCAUUCCUUCGGGAGAAAGGAUUUAAAAUCGAGGCCGUAUGGGGGAGAACUCUUGCAGAAGCUGCAGAAGUAGCCAAAGAUCUUGAGAUACCCUUUCACACCGGUCGGAUAGACGAUGUUCUCCUUCGGAAAGAUGUCGACCUCAUCUUCAUCAUGUGCUCCCCCAGUCUGCAAGCGCAGAUUGCUGUCAAGGCCCUCGGAAUUGGAAAGCACGUGGUGUGCGACAAACCAGCUGGACUGAGUCAGAGCGAAGCACUGAAAAUGGUCAGAGCAGCUCAGUAUUAUCCCUCGUUGAUUAGCAUCGUCAAUCACAGUCUGAGGUUCCUUCCUGCAUUCGUCAGGAUGAAAAAUGCACUGGAGGAUGGAUACCUAGGGGGACCGGUCACCAUUGUCGAUAUCAGGGUGCAGAUGGGCAGUUUAUUGCGAAAUGGCUAUGACUGGCUUUGCGACGAUACAAUGGGUGGAGGGAUCCUAGCCCUCGUAGGAAGCCACGUAAUAGACUUGAUCUUCCACCUGAUCAAUCAAAAAGCAUCUAGAGUGCACGCAGUAGUAAAGACUUUCACCCAGACGACGAAGAACAUAAAUGGAAUUCGUCGAGUGACAUCUCCAGACUUCUGCUGCUUCCAGAUGGAGUUGACAGGAGGUGCCUUGGUGACAGCGACGCUGAGCAAUCAUCUCCAGGGACAACUGACCCAGGAGGUCCUGAUCUGUGGGGCUAAUGGACACCUGGUGGUGAGGGCAGGAGAUCUUCAUGGAUGCAGAAAUGGACAAGAGGAGGUACUCUACAGAGACAUGGAGAAUCUCCAGGAGAAUUUCCCAGCAGUCAAGGAUUCGAUACCGCGGCCGUACGUGAAAGGAUUGAAGAAGAUGAUUGGAGCUCUCAGGGAGGCUUUCCAGCCAGUGGAAGACAAGCGGGGAUGGAUCAAAGAGCCCGUGUCUCAGGCAGCCACAUUCGAAGAUGGUCUUUACAUUCAAGCUGUCAUUGAUGCUCUCAGGCAGAGCAACAAACGACGAGAAUGGACUAAAGUUACUAUUUUAACUGAGGAACCCGACCCCAAUCCUCUCCUCAGUGCUGCUGUCAGAGCAACCGCCAUCUCAAUCUGAUCCCAUUGUAUUCUAUUUGAAUUCUCUUACGUUCAGAAAAAACAUUAUUUUUGCCAAAUGUCCUUUUGCUUGACAGAGAUAGACUAGUAUUUAGACUUUCUAUGUGCUGUUUCUUGUCUUGAGUAAUUUUCACAAAUUUCUCAUUAGGUUUCAAUGAUUACAAUUAGAUUGCUGUCAAUAAUUAUUGGCAUAAACUAAUUCUAUGCAAAUUAUUCUUUCAAGCAAAUACGAAAUUCAGGAACUGAAUUAUUUGAGAAAUGCAAUUAAGAAUAUCUGCAAAGUAAUGAGCUUCUAAAGCAACAUUGCUGUAAAAAAUCUAAAGUCAAAUCGACUAAAGAUAAUUCGAUUGGAGAAUUACGAUUUUUAGAUAUUUGACAAAGAUAAUUUUUUUCGUUUGGGUAUUCAGCAAUAUGAGUGAAAGUUUAAAAAUUAACUUUUAGAAUU